Lachancea nothofagi CBS 11611 is the source of this 1563-nucleotide messenger RNA. The record is from the annotation of a GenBank genome assembly. NCBI's taxonomy places the organism in Eukaryota, Fungi, Ascomycota, Saccharomycetes, Saccharomycetales, Saccharomycetaceae.
AUGCUUACAGCUGAGAAGAAGGAUAGAAAGAAAGCAUUACGAACGUGUGUGAGAUGUAGGCGAAAUAAGAUUAAGUGUGAUCUUCAGUCAGCGCGACCCAAAUCGUGUACUGCGUGUGAAAAAAGGAGGGUCGAAUGCGUCGUUGACUAUGUCGUUCCCCACCAGAGAUCCCAAGAGCUUCUAUCCAUAGUGAAAAGUGUUGAAGAAAUGAAAAAGCAGCUACAAGAGAGGUCCGAUAAGUACGAAACUAUGGGCAAUCAGUCUAAGAAGCUUUUGGAAGAGGAUACCAAAAACAUUCAGGUUGGAAAUCGUGUGAGUAAAAUAAUCAAAAUAGGAGAUGACGAUUUUAUCCUGAUAACCUUAGCUGAAGAUGAGCUUAUUAUCAAUAACUGCACUAUUAAUUUAAAAAAACUGGAAGAUGCAAUGGGUCAAUUCAGGGACUUAGUGGGAUGUCUACUAAAUUUGUACAGCAAAUGGGAAGUUGAUCAAAGCUGUGUCUCUGAUAGUGUAAUAGACGAGAGGACAAGCAGGUAUUCUGUUGAAAAUCUUUUUUUUAAUGACCAGCUUCCAUUGUUACUCUGUUUAGUAAACUUCUAUUUUGAUGUUGGUGGUCUUAAAUAUGAAAAUCUGUUUGACCAAUUGGUUGACGAUUAUUGCGUUAUGGCAAUUGAAGAUGACAAAGAUGGGGUAUGCUUUGACCGUCGUACGUUGUCGAACUAUAUUGUUGGAGAAACCAAGGAAGAAAGCGGGACGCAUUUUAACGGGGAAAUAUUCAUCAAAAAACUGACAUUGUUUUUAUUUUAUCACAUUGUGCUUUAUGGUUUCGACCACUACAUGGAUUGGUUUAUGGAUAGAUACAUCAAGACGUUGGAGAACGUUAGGAAAAAGGUUAACAUUGAGAAGAAUUGGGAAGUCAAAUGGGUCAAUUUUUAUAUUAAAAUAUUUGAUCUGAUUAAAAAUCUGAACCGACCUGUUCGUUUCGAAGAUGACUGUGGUGCGUUUUUAAAAGUCAUGGAAAAUGAUUCGAAGUUAAUCAAAGAAGGUAGAGUUUCAGAAGGAUUCGUCAAAUCGUGUCUGGAAUGUUACAAAGACAUGGUCUGUUUUACUAAAGUUGGGAAGAGAAGAAUUGCGUUUUUUACAAUGUUCAUUGCCCAGUUUGUCACUUUGAAUCUAUUUGUCGUUCUGAAUAACAGCGAUGAGGGGAGGGAAGAAAUUAAACAGCUACGUUAUACCGGUUUCAAUGGGAAGGAUGUAUUGGGAGGAUCAUACGAAGCUGAUGUGAUAGGAAGAAAGACUUGCCUUGAAAAGGGUAAUGACAACAUUAUAGAUGGGUUUGAUGGUUGCGUGGUUGAUGAGAGAUCUUGUUUGAACGUUGUACAUAGACGUGCGUUUGAGAGGUGUGUGAGGAUAGAUGAAGAUAGUGAUGCAUAUAGUAUCGUUUUUGAGGCCUUAUCUGUCAGCGGGCAGCGUAGGAUGCUAGAAAGUUGUAGCUGCAAAAUGGUUACGGAUUUGUAUCAACGUGUUGUGGUGGAUGGAAUGGUUGCGAAAGUUUUUGAGGAAUAG